CACGAACCAACAAAUUAUUUCUUAAUAAAAUUUAUGUUUAACAUUAAUUCGCGUCAUUAUUUUGUUAAAUAAAAAAACCCUUUUGACCACACCCUUUCUCUAUAUAAACAUUUUUAGUCUCCUCCUCUCUCUCAUCAUACCACACGAUAUUCUCUCCCUCUCUUAUGAUUUAAAACGCUAAAGAAACCUAUCUACAUCGUAAUCUCUCUUCUUUCCAAACAAUGGCAGAAAAAGCAGCAUCAUCGCCAUUGAAACGCCAAAGAGAAGAAUAUGAACAAGAAACCGUGCUUCAAGAAGAUACAAAAAGACAAAAGCCUUCUUCAUCUUCUACCGUGUACAAUCAAGUACAAUGUCUCUUAUAUGAUGAAGAAGCAAAAAAUGAAUCAGAACAUGAUUUAGCUUCCCUAAUCACCUCACUUCAGCAAGAGAUCUCUACGGAAGAGGAAAACGCUGCCGUUUUUGCGAAUCCUGCUCUCUCUUCUUCGGCUUGCUCCUCCUCCUCUUCUUCGUGUGAUUCAAAGGAAGACGAGUAUGAAGGCGAGAAGGAGAAAGUUAUGAAGCAUCUUCUUGAAGCUUCCGACGACGAACUAGGGAUACCUAACACUGACUUUGGCGGGAGUCAUUAUGAGAUGAUUAAGAAUGAAACUAAUCAAGAUUACAUUGAUGAGUUUAGUUUAAUAGAUGAUGGGUUUGGUAAUGGGCUUUGGGAGCUUGAAGAUGAAGCUGCUAACUAUUACACGUUACUGCAGUCAGAACUGUUCAUGUAGAAGUUCAUAGGGGUAGAAUAGGGAAAUACGCAAGAAGAUGGGUAAAAAUGAAAAAGUAAAGACCAAAUAUGAUGAAGAAAAAAAUUGGAAUAUUUUAUGGAAUUAUUCCUUUUUAUUUCUGGGUUUCUUUUUUCAUGUGGCUUGAUAGGUGUUCUUUUUUAUUUGUUUUAGCUACUAUAUUUAUAUUUCUUUCUUGAAUUAGUUAUUAAAUUUCUAGUGGGACUACUGAUAAUGAUACUAUUUUGUUGUUUUGUCUUUAAA
This is a messenger RNA of Brassica napus (rape), 1028 nucleotides long. RefSeq lists its product as uncharacterized. The transcript has a single exon. The coding region runs from base 222 to 767 and encodes 181 amino acids. The record is from RefSeq and is a predicted model, not a curated record. NCBI's taxonomy places the organism in Eukaryota, Viridiplantae, Streptophyta, Magnoliopsida, Brassicales, Brassicaceae.